CCGAGCGGCCACACCCUGUGUGUGUCUCUGUCCUGCCAGCACCGAGGGUUCAUCCAUCUGCAGAGCCCGGGGUUGCUGGGAGCAGACGCCAUGACCCCCGCCCUCACAGCCCUGCUCUGCCUCGGGCUGAGUCUGGACACCAGGACCCACGUGCAGGCAGGGCCCCUCCCCAAACCCGCCCUCUGGGCUGAGCCAGGCUCUGUGAUCAUCCGGGGGAGCCCCGUGACCAUCUGGUGUCAGGGGAACUCGGAGGCCCAGGAGUACCGUCUGCAUAAAGAGGGAAUCCCAGAGCCCUGGGACACACAGAACCCACUGGAGCCCAGGAACAAGGCCAGAUUCUCCAUCCCAUUCAUCACAGAGCAGCAUGCAGGGAGAUUUCGCUGUCACUAUUAUAGCCCUAUGGGCUGGUCAGAGCGCAGUGACCCCCUGGAGCUGGUGGUGACAGGAUUCUACAGGCUGAGUCUGGACACCAGGACCCACGUGCAGGCAGGCUCUGUGAUCAUCCGGGGGAGCUCCGUGACCAUCUGGUGUCGGGGGACCCUGGAGGCCCAGGAGUACCGUCUGGAUAAAGAGGGAAUCCCAGAGCCCUGGCGCACACAGAACCCACUGGAGCCCAGGAACAAGGCCAGAUUCUCCAUCCCAUUCACGACAGAGCACCAUGCAGGGAGAUUUCACUGUUACUAUCUCAGCCCUGAAGGCUGGUCAGAGCGCAGUGACCCCCUGGAGCUGGUGGUGACAGGAGACCUGCAGGGCCAGGACGGGAGAAGGAACAGGCGUGGGAGGAACCAGCCCUCUGAGUCCCGGCUCCUCUUUCCUACAGGCGUGUCUAGGAAGCCCUCCCUCCUGACCCUGCAGGGCCCUGUCGUGGCCCCUGGAGAGACCCUGACCCUGCAGUGUGGCUCUGAUGCCAGCUACGACAGAUUUUCUCUGUACAAGGAGGGGGAACGUGACCUCCUCCAGUGCCCUGGCCAGCAGUCCCAGGCUGGGCUCUCCCAGGCCAACUUCACCCUGAGCCCUGUGAGCCGCUAUGACGGGGGCCAGUACAGAUGCUACGGUGCACACAACCUCUCCUCCGAGUGGUCGGCCCCCAGCGAUCCCCUGGACAUCCUGAUCUCAGGACAGUUCUAUGACACGGUCUCCCUCUCGGUGCAGCCGGGCCCCACGGUGGCCUCAGGAGAGAACGUGACCCUGCUGUGUCAGUCAUGGCGGCAGUUCCACACUUUCCUUCUGACCAAGGAGGGGGCAGCCCAUCCCCCGCUACGUCUGAGAUCAAAGUACCGAGCUCACCAGCACCAGGCUGAAUUCCCCAUGAGUCUUGUGACCUCAGCCCACACGGGGACCUACAGGUGCUACGGCUCACUCAGCUCCAACCCCUAUCUGCUGUCUGUCCCCAGUGACCCCCUGGAGCUCGUGGUCUCAGGACCCUCUGGAGACUCCAGCCCCCCACCCACAGGGCCACGCUCCACCCCUGAAGGCCUUGAGGACCAGCCCCUCAACCCCUCAGGGUCAGGCCCCCAGAGUGGUCUGGGGAGAUACCUGGAGGCUUUGAUUGGGGUCUCAGUGGCCUUCAUCCUGCUGCUCUUCCUCCUCCUCUUCCUUGUCCUCCGACGUCAACGUCAGAGCAAACACAAGAUAUCGGACCAGAGGAAGACUGAUUUCCAGCGUCCUGCAGGGGCUGCGGAGCCAGAGCCCAAGAACAGGGGCCUGCUGAGGAGGCCCAGCGCAGCUGCUGCCGUCCAGGAAGAAAACCUCUAUGCUGCCGUGAAGGACACACAGCCUGAGGACGGGGUGGAGCUGGACAGUCGGGCUGCUGCAUCUGAAGACCCCCAGGAUGUGACCUACGCCCAGCUGCAGAGCUUGACCCUCAGACGGGAGGCAACUGAGCCUCCUCCAUCCCAGGAAGGGGAACCUCCAGCUGAGCCCAGCGUCUACGCCACCCUGGCCAUCCACUAGCCCGGAGGGGACCCAGACCCCACACUCAGCAGAAGGAGACUCGGGACUGCUGAAGGCACGGGAGCUGCCCCCAGUGGACACCAGUGAACCCCAGUCGGCCUGGACCCCUAACACAGACCACGAGGAGAUGCUGGGAACUUGUGGGACUCACCAAAGAUGACUAAUAUCGUCGCAUUUUGGAAAUAAAGCAACAGACUUCUCAAUAAUCAAUGAGUUAAUAAGAAAAAAAAAAAAAAAAAA
Messenger RNA from Cercocebus atys (sooty mangabey), 2193 nucleotides. Its product is annotated as leukocyte immunoglobulin-like receptor subfamily B member 3. Gene Ontology annotation, biological process: cytokine-mediated signaling pathway. The transcript is spliced from 15 exons. Bases 91 to 1953 code for a protein of 620 amino acids. The record is from RefSeq and is a predicted model, not a curated record. NCBI's taxonomy places the organism in Eukaryota, Metazoa, Chordata, Mammalia, Primates, Cercopithecidae. Gene Ontology annotation, molecular function: inhibitory MHC class I receptor activity.